Molecule: messenger RNA, 9318 nt
Organism: Naumovozyma castellii
Lineage: Eukaryota; Fungi; Ascomycota; Saccharomycetes; Saccharomycetales; Saccharomycetaceae
Gene: VPS13
Product: membrane morphogenesis protein VPS13
Exons: 1
Coding region: 1-9318 (3105 amino acids)
Source: RefSeq, a predicted model, not a curated record
AUGCUAGAAUCUUUGGCUGCAAACCUUUUAAAUAGGUUAUUGGGUUCCUAUGUGGAAAACUUUGAUCCUAAUCAACUGCAAAUGGGGAUUUGGAGCGGGGAUGUGAGAUUAAAGGGUCUGAAAUUAAGAAAAGAUUGUUUGGAUCGUUUAGAAUUACCGAUCGAUGUGAAAUUCGGUAUACUAGGUGAACUUAUUUUAAACGUUUCAUGGUCCAAUUUGAAGAACAAGCCAGUGAAGAUAAGCAUCGAAGAUUGUUAUCUUCUCUGUUCUCCCAGAGAACUGAAUUCAUUCCAAUCAGAUGAACAGAUCGAAAGAGAAUUAAGACUGAAAUUAGGGAAAUUGGCAGAAUGGGAACUAGCCAACAAAAUGAAACAAACAUCACAAUCACCAUCUAAUGAAAAGGAAAAAGAUGAAUCAUUUACGCAAUCAUUAAUAACUAAAAUUAUUGAUAAUUUGCAAAUAACAUUCAAAAAUAUACAUAUUAGAUACGAAGAUAUGAAUUGCACGUUUACAAAGACACCAUUUACACUGGGUGUAACUUUGAAUGAAUUAUCUGCCAUUUCAACUAAUUCAGAAUGGGAACCAAGUUUCAUUGAAUUAACUCAGGUAAUUACUCAUAAAUUAAUGACAUUAGACUCCUUAGCUGUUUACUCCAAUACCAAUUCUGAAUCUCUUCUUGAGCUUGAUAUGGAUACACCAGCAAUAUAUCAGGCAUUUCAAGAUACGAUGAUACGCAACGUAGAAUCAGCUGAUACUGACUCUCAAUAUUUACUCAAACCUGUUAGUGGGUCUGGUAAAUUGAGUAUUAACAAGGUAGGGACGACAAAGGAGAAUCCUCAUAUUGAUUUGGGACUAUCAUGUGAAGAAUUUGGAAUCGAAUUAGAUGAUGAACUUUAUUCUACCUUAUUGUACGCAUUGACAAAAAUACGCCUGAAUAGCAUAACACAAAAAUAUAAAGUGAAUAGACCCAGUUAUACAAUCGAGGAAAAUGCGAGAGGUUGGAUGGAAUAUGCUGCAAAAUGUGUUCUACAAGAGGUUAGAGAUAAAAAAAAAAUGUGGACAUGGGAUAGUAUCAAGAACAAAUGUAUUCAAAGAAGGGAAUACAUAGAUCUAUGGGUUGAAAAAAUGAAAUUGAAAUCACUAGAUGAACCAUUACCUGAUUCUGAAAAAGAGGCGAAAUUAAUAACUUUAACAAAAGUAUUACAAUAUGAUGAGAUCAUAAUUUUCAGAUCACUUGCCAAGAGAAAAUAUACACAACUUAAAUUGGAGUCAUCGGAACUAACGAAUCCACCCUCUGCUCGUAGUGCUGAAAAUCCGAAAGCUGGUUGGAUAUCUUCUUGGUGGAGUGGAAAUGGAGACCAACCUACAGCGGAUGAGAUUGUAAUCUCUGAAGAAGAAAAGAAAGAACUUUAUGACGCCAUUGAUUUCGUGGAAGAUAAGCCAUUUUUAUAUGAUCUUGAUAUCCCUAGAGACCAAACCAAAAUAAAGGUUACCGGUUUAUUGAAUAAGGGGUUCUUUUCCGUUAAGAAGAAAGAAUUGGAGGCACCGUUAGGAGAGAUUAUCUUUGAAAGAUGUUCAUUAGAAUUUUUACAACGUACCGACUCUUUCAAGGCAUCUUUCAAACUUCAAGAAUUUAAACUAGAAGAUGGUUCUCCAAACACUCUUUAUAAACAUAUUAUAUUUGCUAAAGAAGAAGACACUAUAAUAAGCACCGAAGGAAAUACUGAAAAGCAGCCACUUCUCCAAACAAUAUACGAAUCAAAUCCAUUAGAAGGUACAUCUGAUGCAGACCUUGAUAUUAACUUAAGAGGGAUGACAAUAUUUUAUCAUGUUCACUUUUUAACCGAGAUAAUCAACUUCUUUACACCACCAAAGCAGCAUUUGGACUCCUUAUCAGCAAUCCUCGGCGCUGCUGAAUCUACGAUGGGAUCGUGGACGUCCCAGUCACGUAUGGGCAUAGAAACCCUCCUAGAGGAACACAAGACAAUAAAUUUAAAAUUAGAUUUACAGGCACCAUUGAUUAUCUUACCAUUAGAUCCACACAUAUGGGAGACUCCUUGUGCUAUUAUUGAUGCUGGUCACAUUUCAGUAGCUAGUGAAAUUGUACCUAAAGAUAAGAUACAAGAAAUUAAGCAAAUGACUCCUUCAGAAUAUGAGAGUAUGACAGAUGCUAAUAUAACGAGGCUAAUGUAUGACAGAUUCCAAAUUAUUUCACAGGAUACACAGAUCCUUAUUGGUUCUAAUUUGCAAUCAAUGUUACUCUCCCUGACCAAUUCUAGCUUUAUAGCAACUGAGAAUUUAAAUAUAUUAGAGAAAAUGCGUUUAGAGCUUACAUUUGAUAUGUCAAUACUUACUAAGGCACUGCAAUUACCAAGGGCUCGUUUGUUUGGCCACCUUCCCCAGUUGCGUUUAUCUUUGAAUGAUUAUCAAUACAAACUGAUGCUACAAAUCCUUGAAAAGUGUGUGCUAUCUUUAUUUGAUUACAACAACCAAACUGAUUAUUCAAAGGUCACCGAUAUUGAUGAAUCAGACAAAGAACAAAAGCGACUACUUGAAGUGCAAGAUAUGAUUGAGAAAAUGACUGAACUCGAGCUAAAGAGAAAGGCUAUCGAGAUACAAUUCGAUGUUGAUCUUUUCAAAAUAUCACUUUUAAAAUGUACCUGUGCUGAAAGCAUGAAAUGCAAUAAAUUAAUUGAAUUUACAGGAAAAAAUCUAAGAUUUAACUUUGUGAAACAGGCAGUUGAGCUAAUGCUGGGAAUUACCAUCGGAGCACUUACUGUGGAAGAUUUCAUUGAAAAAAGCAAUAAUGAUGAGUUCAAGUAUUUGGUAACUUCAGAGACCAAAGCAGUAGAAAACACAAAUCAUUUAUUUAAUUUACAAUACAAAAGGGUCCAAAGAAUCGUGUCACAUGAAAAGAAGUUAAUUGAAGUAUUUGACCAGGACAUUGAUAUGAAUAUGAAGAUGCUAAGAUUGGUUUUGACGCCUAAGUCGUUGCUUACAUUAAUGAACUUUGUGUUUUUAACCUUCACCGAUUCUAAUGCACCAGAAACUCCGGCUGACGCUUUACGACAUAAUACAGAAGACACAGAGGAAUCACCUCAAAAGAUUAAUAUGACUUUAAAUAUGGAAGGUAUGGUGAUUAUAUUUAAUGAUGACAGUAUCAAACUAGCAACCUUAGUAAUCUCUGCAGGCGAAUUUAAGACAGUUCUUCUUCCAGAAAGUAUGCGUGUUAGUCUUAAACUGAACGGGUUUGACUUAACUGAUGAAAGUAAUACUGGCUUUGCUGAUGACUCUGUUUUUAGAAAAUUAAUUACUAUGAAAGGGAAAAACUUGACUGAAUUGAACUACGAAACUUUUGAUGCAACUACAAAUGUCAACCAAUACGACUCAUUGCUGACCUUUACAACGGGCCCUAUGCAUGUUAACUUCAAUGAAGCAUCAUUCAAUAAACUCAUUAGAUACUUCUUCAAGUUCCAACAGAUGAAAUCACUAUUUGAUAAAGCAAGAGAAAUUGCAUAUAACCAGGCUCCAUCCAUUGAAACAGUCAAUAAUAUGAAAAUGGAUAUUGUUAUAAAUGCGCCUAUUAUCCAGUUUCCGCGAUUGACAGAUUCUCAGAGUAAUUCAAUUGAUAUUCUUAAAGUUGGUCUUGGAGAAAUUUUUGUGCAAAAUCAUUUCACUAUUGGGGAUGAAAGCGAGAAGAUAAACAACAUUCGCCUAGGCAUUCGAACUGGCCAAGCUUCUUCUGUAAUCAAUCUGAAAAAUGGAACUAAACAAGAUUUAUAUAUGAUUGAAAAUAUUACACUGAUAUUUGAUAUUUCACAUCAUCGUCUCACAGCCGAAGAGACAGAAUUGAAGAUUUCUGGGUAUUUUGGUCCCUUGGAAGUUGAUUUUACAGAACUACAACUCUUAUACUUGAAGGAAAUAUCAGAUCAAUUAAAGGGUGCAUUUACAAUUUCUGAUGAGGAAAAACAACAACUAACCACAGAAUAUAACUAUACCAACACCUUAGAUAGCUCUACGUCAGAAGCAAUCAUCAAUGAACUUGGAGAAGAGAUGAAUAGUGAAAAUAAUGUCAUUGAAACAAAAAUGAAUGUCAAUACUGUUAUCUUAUUCAAUGCUCCAAAAAUUGCAUUAACUCUUUAUGAUAAGACGGAAGAAUGUUUGGAAAUAGAUAAGCAUAGCUUAACUAGGAUUACUCUUCAUGACAUAGGCGUAGAUUUAGAACUUGAACCAAACGGUGCUGUUAUUGGGAAGGCAUAUUUUGAUUCAUUUACAGUUGAAGAUAUGCGUGAUAUUAAGGAAAACCAUUACACUGAGCUUAUUCAAAAGUCAAUAGAAGAUACUCAUCAGUUUUCAGCAAACAUUAGUCGCACUAUUUUAGAGCAUGGUAUGCUUACAAAUAUCGCUGUAACUGUUAGUAGUCCUAAGAUUAUUAUUGCUAUGGAUCAUAUAUUUGCACUUAAAGCCUAUGUCGAUUCAAUGACUUCCCAACUUUUUUCAGUUUCGCAACCAUUGAAUGAAAAAUCUUCAAUUGCAGCAGUACCUGUGCCUUCUGAGCCACUACUGACAAACGAAGCUAAAAUGCAGUAUUCGUUAAAUAUCAUCGAUACGGCCAUUCUUCUUCUGGCAGAUCCAUCCUCAGAUGAGUCAGAAGCAGUUGUGUUCAAUGUUGGGCAAUUACUAUUGGGAGAACAAAAUAUUACAUCUUUAUCUGCCAAUAAUGUUGGGAUCUUUCUUACCAAGAUGAAUGUCGAUGAGACAUACAAACUUCGACUACUAGAUGAUUUUUCUUCAUCUGUAACUCUCGAUAGACGUGACUCCACCUCGGAAAGCCUCCUGACUGCUAUCCGACUCUCUGUUGAACCUUUAGUUAUGCGUAUUGCAUUAAGAGAUAUCCGUCUUGCAAUGUCUAUAUUCAGCAAGGCUGUGGUUUUGAUGAAUAAAUCACUUUCUCCUACAACGUCGGCAAGUUAUAAGCCAACGAAACCUCAUAAUAUUUUCUCAAAGGAAUUUGAGAAGAAGCUUGCACAAUAUGCCCCAAGUCUUGUUAGUACAACAAGUCACGAUUCGCUAGAAGAUGUCAAUUCUACUCAUUCCAUGCCUGAUGUCAUUUUGCGUGCCGAAAAGUUUGAAGCAGAUAUUGGAGGUUUACGGUUGAUUUUGAUGGGAGAUGUUCAUGAAAUGCCAAUCUUAGAUUUUAAUAUUGAGGCAUUUGCUGUUUCAGCGAAGGAUUGGUCUACUGAUCUCGAUGCAUUAGCUACAUUAGAGGCCUAUGUCAACGUUUUCAAUUACUCCAGAUCUAGUUGGGAACCUUUGAUAGAAAAGACCCCAAUUUCAUUCCACAUGGCAAAGGGCGAGCAUCAAGAUGCUUCAUUUAUUUUUGAUGUAAUUUCUAGGAAGAUGGCUGAAAUUACAUUAUCAUCAAAGUCUAUAGCGAUGCUUUCACAGAUUCCGAGUUCAUUAGCGACCGAUAUCUCUUUGAAACCCCGUGGUUCCCAAAAACCAUAUUUGUUAGUUAAUGACACCGGCCUAGAUUUUGAUGUCUGGAUUAAAACUAGUAAUAAUGAAGAACGGGAAUCUUUGACAAGAUUGAAAACAGGUGAAACGUUGCCCUGGGAAUUCGAAGAUUGGAGAUUAAUUAGAGAGAGGUUGGAUACAGACAGUAAAAGAAAUGUCUUAAGCUUAUCUAUCCCGGAUUCAAAAUAUAAUAGCAUUAUUACAAUUGAUGCCACGUUUGAAGGUGAAUUAUUACAUGUCCUCAACCCACCGGUGAAUCAUGUCCAUAAUAGAUUGGUUACCGAUUUAAAAUGUGGAGAUGAUAAUAUAAAGGUAAUCACCUUAAGAUCCACAUUGGUGCUUGAAAACACUACAUGUACUGACUUAGAUAUUAGAGUGGAAGCACCCGAAUUAAAAGAAGAAUUAAUUUUUACAGUUGAACCUUCUCAAAGUCGUUCAAUUCCGGUUGAGAAUGUGUAUACUUCAACAAUUCAGAUUAGACCAUCAUCUGACAGUAAUUAUAAUUGGUCUGAACAAAAAGUGAAAUGGUCACAAUUAUUAGAUAACCCAGUAUCUUUCAAAUGUCCUUCCAUAUCGGGCGUUGAUACGAACUUUUUCGUUGAAGUCAAUGGUAAGUACGAUUCCAAUGAGCCAUUAGCUAAGAUAUAUCCCCAUAUGAAAAUUGUCCUAUCGCCAUCCUUAUUUAUUGAAAAUUUACUGCCUUACGAUAUGAAUUUCAGUUUAUUUAACAAAAAGGAGCAAAUGAAAACUUACAGGUUUUUGGAGAAAACUGAAAAGCUGGCAUUACAUGACGUUUGCCUUGAUGAUUUCUUACUUCUCGCUGUUCAACCCUUAACAGAAACAAAUCCAAUAUCGAAAUCUUCCAUAGUCAAUACUCCUUCUAGGAGUGCUCUGGUGCCUGAAACAUUGAUAUCUUUAAAUUUAGAAAACGGCCAAUAUCUUCAACUUAUAAUUAGUUAUCAAAAGAUUGAGGGUACUAGAUCAAAAGUUAUCAGAAUAUAUUCACCCUACAUUAUUUUGAAUAAAACAGAUAGAGAUCUUUACUUACAGAAAGGGCUUUCAAAUGUAAUCCAAUCAAAAGUAUUAAAUCAAGAAGGAAAAAGAUACACCCUUCCUAAAAUGUUUUCUUUUGAAACAGUAGACACCAAAAAUAAUAGGGCUUGCAUUAAAUUUAAGGACACAGAAUGGAGUUUGCCAUUAUCUUUUGAUGCAGUUGGGCAACAUUUUGAUACGAACCUAAACAUUUCAAAUAAGGAACGUGAAUGUAAUUUAGGUAUUAGCAUAUCUGAAGGUCAUGCAAAUUAUGCCCUAAGUACAAUAAUAGAAAUAUCACCAAGAUAUAUUCUGAGAAACGAUUUAGAAUUUCCCAUUGAAAUUUGCGAAGUUGGAUCUGUUAAUAUUAUUUCAGUUGAUCCUUCAACAGAUAUCCCUCUGUACAAGUUGAGAAAUAUUAUGAAGAAGCAAUUGAUAAUUAGAUUGGCCGGCAAGAAUUCAAACUGGUCUGCUUCAUUUUUCAUUAAUGACAUCGGAUUGACCUACGUCAAGGUGCUCCAGGAAGAUAACACUCACAGGCUAGUAAAAGUUGAAGCUGUUUUACAGAAUGCAACAGUUUUCAUUCGAAUUAAAGAUGGCGAUGGAAACUGGCCAUUUUCGAUUAGAAAUUUUAGUGACACCGAAUUUAUAUUUUUCCAGAGAGAUACUAAAAUUGUAGAUGCCUACGAGGAGGAAGAUUCUACUGAAGAAUCUACUGACAUUGAAUACACACCAUUAUACUAUCGUGUUCCACCAAGGAGUGUAAUGCCCUACGCAUGGGAUUACCCAUCUGCUCGACAAAAAAAGAUAAUAAUUACUGCUCGUGGUCGUAAAAGAGAGAUUCAACUGGCUGAGAUUGGUAAUUUAAAGCCAAUGCGUCUUCCGGGACGAGUGCCCUCUGAAGAUCCCGCGAUAGUUGACCUGAAUGUUGUUGCUGAUGGGCCAACUCAAGCAUUGGUGAUUACAAAUUACAACCCAACAGUAAGUCUAUAUAAACUGAGGGGUCGAACAAGUUCUUCUAUGUCCCUAACAAGUUCUACUGAUGGGUUUGAGGCUGCUGAUGAGGAUAAGAACAUAUAUACCCAAAUUGUUGUACAAUUUGAAGGACUUGGUAUCUCUCUCGUUAAUUCCCAACUUCAAGAAUUGCUCUAUAUUAACGCGAAAGGUGUUGAACUACGAUACAACCAAUCCGAUUUGUAUAAUACUUACAGCUGGAAAUUGAAGUGGUUUCAAAUCGAUAAUCAAUUAUUUGGCAGUGUGUUCCCGAACGUACUGUACCCAACAGCUAUCCCAAAUACAGAAAAGGAAAUUACCAACCAUCCUGUAUUUUCUGGUUCCAUUUCUAAAGUAAAAGAUGAUUCUUAUGGAGUUCCAUAUUAUAAACACGUUACUUUCCUGUUACAAGAAUUUUCAAUACAAAUUGAUGAAGAUUUUGUUUAUGCUCUUCUCGAUUUCGCCAAAAUCCCUGGUGCUCCAUGGAUAAAUGAUGAUAAUACCAAGAAUUUCAAUGAUCGGAUUGAACUUCCAGAAGUUGAAGAAACCAAUUUUGGAAAUGACGUUUAUUUCGAAAUUUUCCAUAUUCAACCAACUUUAUUGCAUGUGUCAUUUGUAAGGACAGAACAUAUUAAUACCACAUUGCCAGAAGAGGACAAACCUGAAGAGCUUGGUUCCUUAUUCUUUAUGAAUAUGUUAACAAUGACGGUCGGAAACGUGAAUGACGCUCCAAUUAAAUUCAAUUCUCUAUAUAUGGACAACGUAAGGGUGCCACUACCAAUGCUAAUGUCAUCCAUUCAGACCCAUUACAGCCAACAAGUCUUUUAUCAAAUACACAAGAUAUUGGGAUCAGCUGAUUUCCUAGGAAAUCCCGUUGGUUUAUUUAAUACUAUUAGUUCAGGUGUAUGGGAUUUGUUUUAUGAACCAUAUCAAGGUUAUAUGAUGAAUGAUAGACCACAGGAACUUGGAAUUCACUUAGCUAAGGGUGGGUUAAGUUUUGCGAAGAAGACUGUGUUUGGAUUAUCGGAUAGUAUGGCAAAAUUUACAGGUUCAGUGGCGAAAGGUUUAUCUGUGACGCAGGAUUCUGAUUUCCAAAAGGCAAGAAGAUUACAGCAACGAAUGAACAGUACUAGUAGAAAUGUUUUCGCAACUUCUGCCCAAUCGUUUGCAAGUACAUUGGGUAGUGGUUUUAGUGGUGUAGCCUUAGAUCCGUAUAAAGCUGCUCAAAAAGAAGGAACUUCUGGAUUUUUCAAAGGUUUGGGUAAAGGUUUGAUUGGUCUACCAACCAAAACUGCUAUAGGAUUUCUAGAUUUGACAAAUAAUUUGAGUCAGGGUGUCAAAGGAACAACGACAAUGCUAGAUAUGCAGAGAGCAAACAGAGUAAGACUGCCACGUUAUGUUGAUCAUGAUAAGAUCAUCAAACCAUAUCGAAUGAGGGAGGCACAAGGGCAAUAUUGGUUAAAGAAUGCUAAUGGAGGACUCUUUAUGGAAGAUAAUUACUUAACACAUGUUAUUCUUCCUGGAAAAGAACUUUCCGUUAUUAUUUCUAUGCAGCGUAUAGCAGAAAUUAGAUUGGCUACUCAAGAAGUAAUGUGGAGUACCGUUUAUAAGGCUAUUCAAGGUAUAUCCUUGGAUAAAGAGGGUAUUAGCAUCAAACUGAAGUCUCAAAGUGAAUAUUUUAUCCCAAUAGCGAAUAUCACAGAGAAAAGAGCAGUCUACAAGUGUAUUGCUAUCGCUGUUGUGGAAUAUAAUAAAUCGUGUGAGGCAGUCCUCUGA